This is a messenger RNA of Cricetulus griseus (Chinese hamster), 759 nucleotides long. Lineage: Eukaryota; Metazoa; Chordata; Mammalia; Rodentia; Cricetidae. The record is from RefSeq and is a predicted model, not a curated record.
AUGGCUAAAAGUAAAGACGCUGCUGUCCCUGCCCUUUUCCUUCGCUUUCUGAGAGUAGUGACUAAAUUCUUGAUACAACAUCAAAGGCAAAUUCUUUCCAAGAUGAUUUAUAAGAUAUCUCUUUACUUUUGUUCUGUAAACCUCUCGUACAACAGACAUUUUGUUGCUGCUGUUGCUGCUGCUACACUGCCACCAAGGAAAAUUAGAAAGGAUGCCAAUGAAAAUACAUCAGAUAAAAAAUUAGGUGAUAUAGUAAAAAUGAAGUCAUAUAUUUGUCUGAAAAAUGAACUUGAAGAUGAAGUCUAUUUAAAAUGCUUAUACCAAAGGCAGAUCUAUGACAUGGAGAAUUCUAUUCACUUGCUUAAAAAAUUUCAAGUUAUUGUCUUAGCCAAUCCAAAGGAAGGUGUUUAUCAUGAUAUAAUAUUAGAAAUGGCACACCAGAAAAAGAAAAAUGUGGAGUCAUUUGCCAGCAUUAUUAGUUUACUAUUCCCCUUUUCUUCAGAAGCCAACAAAGUUACUGUAUUUACUGUGAAUGCAUCAGAGAUUACCAUUGCAGAAUAGAAUGGAGUUGUUCUUUCAGGAGGAGCUGAUCUGCCUCAGAUUUUAGAUGGUGAGGUUGCUGUGGAUUUUUAUAUAGCUGCUCCAACAACAAUGCCUGACCUUAACCCAUUAAGGAAGAAACUACAAAAAUAUUUUCCAAAGGCUACUAGAAAUUCCACUAGUCAUGACAUCACAUUAACAGGAAAUUAUAGAAUAUGA